AUGACCGCCCUCGAAUCCAUCCUCCACAAAGGCCCCGCCGCGGGCGACCACAACGCCGGUCUCGAAGACCUCCGCCGUGCCAUCCUCCUCGACGGCAUCCCCUCCAACAGCGAAGGCAUGUCCGAACUCCGCAUCUACACCUGGCUCAUCCUCCUCAACGCCCCACCCCUCCCGCACACCUCCUACGCCGACCUGGUAGCCCAAGGCGCCUCCCCCGUCUACGCCAAAAUCCGCGCCGACACUCACCGCACCCUGACCACGGACCCGCUCUUCCGACGCCGCGUGACGGAAAACUCUCUCACUCGUGUACUCAAUGCUGUCGCGUGGAAAUUGCAGGAUGCCCAUGAAGCGCAUGUUAAUGGCUGGACUUCGCCCCGGGGUCCGCUGGGGGGGAUGAAUGUUCUGGCUGCGCCGUUUUUGUAUGCGAGCCACAGCGAGACGGCGGCGUAUACUGCCUUUUCGACUCUCAUCACGACGCAAGUCCCUGGGUACAUCACCUCCAACAUGGCCGGCGUGCAUCGAGGCUGUGCGCUCGUCGAUCAGAUUCUCGCCGUGGUGGAUCCGAAGCUGGCGGCGCAUUUGAGCAGUAAAGGGAUGACGGCGGAGAUCUACGCGUUCGCGAGUGUUCUCACUUGCUGUGCGUGCACACCUCCUUUGCCGGAAGUAUUGGUGCUGUGGGAUUUUCUGCUGGCGUACGGAGUACAUCUGAAUGUUCUGGCGGUGGUGGCGCAGGUGGUGUUGAUGAGGGAUGGGUUGAUGGGGAGUUCGACACCAAAACCGGACUUUAAGCCGCUCCGGGCGAGAAAAGUGAUUGACUACACGGUCAAUUUCGCGAGAAAGGUGCCGAGGGAUUUGUAUGAGCAGAUGUUGGUGCAUGCGAAGUGA
Messenger RNA from Zymoseptoria tritici IPO323, 885 nucleotides. RefSeq lists its product as uncharacterized. The record is from RefSeq and is a predicted model, not a curated record. The transcript is spliced from 3 exons. NCBI's taxonomy places the organism in Eukaryota, Fungi, Ascomycota, Dothideomycetes, Mycosphaerellales, Mycosphaerellaceae. The coding region runs from base 1 to 885 and encodes 294 amino acids. Gene Ontology annotation, molecular function: GTPase activator activity. Gene Ontology annotation, biological process: negative regulation of septation initiation signaling; activation of GTPase activity. Gene Ontology annotation, cellular component: mitotic spindle pole body.